This is a messenger RNA of Ipomoea triloba (trilobed morning glory), 393 nucleotides long. RefSeq lists its product as uncharacterized. The transcript has a single exon. The record is from RefSeq and is a predicted model, not a curated record. The coding region runs from base 1 to 393 and encodes 130 amino acids. Gene Ontology annotation, biological process: plant-type secondary cell wall biogenesis. NCBI's taxonomy places the organism in Eukaryota, Viridiplantae, Streptophyta, Magnoliopsida, Solanales, Convolvulaceae.
AUGGCAUCAAAUUCGAGCAACUCCCCACAAGGCGACCAUGACUACUACCUCAUAAUCAUUGUGGUUCCGGUGGUGGGGUGCAUUUUGUUCGUCAUGGCCUCGCUGGCGCUCUGCUUCUACAUGAAGAAGAGGAACAAGAAAAGAAGCGUUCAAGAAAUCGACCUCAAACACAUCGAUGAACAUAUGAGAAUUCAAGAGGCUAUCGUUACGGACAGCCAUGGACGGAAAAAGACGGUGGUUUUGUCUGUUAAUGGUGAUGUUCACGUUGAUGAAGACAUCAUAAGACGAGAGAAGGAGUUUAUUAAUGUUGGUACAUCUGAGGUUGGUAGUGGUGAUCUUGAAGCAGGACAAUCUUCUUCUGGUGCCACCUUAGCCAAGCUUGAAAAGUCUUGA